Molecule: messenger RNA, 4035 nt
Organism: Planococcus citri (citrus mealybug)
Lineage: Eukaryota; Metazoa; Arthropoda; Insecta; Hemiptera; Pseudococcidae
Product: transmembrane protein 198-B
Exons: 7
Coding region: 303-1496 (397 amino acids)
Cellular component (GO): plasma membrane
Source: RefSeq, a predicted model, not a curated record
AAGCAUGCGUUGUUUUCUGUGCAGUUUUCCUGUUGAAGUGAACGGCGAUGGUGCAGUUGUGUUAUGUUCGUAUUUCGGCGUGAUUGCAGUUCGCGAAUGAUAUUUUUUUACAAUGCGAUAAAGUGAAAAAUGCCUAAAAUUGAUAACGAAUUAUAAUAUUCAUCGGUAAAUUAAUUUAAUCGAAUAUUACAGUGCGAGUGAAAUUUGUUAAAUCAUCGGGCUAUGUGUUUUGAAGAUUUUCCCUCGUUUGUGCGCUAUUUUCUACCCGGAAGAUCGUUCACGUAGAAGGUGUUCCAUCAAAGAUGUCCGCCGAAUUAGUGGUCUUCGAAGGGAUGAAUAGAAGUGCAACCCAGGCCCCGACGAAUGGAAACACCGGUGGUGGAGGAGCUGAAAGUAUCGGUGGAGUUAUCGAAACCAAGUCCCCAUUUGGUGAUUUCUCCAGGCCGUGCAAGUUUCCCAGUCAUGUUGGUUCCGAUCAAAAUCCUUUAUCGGCUAUAAUCUGCGUCACCUUUAUUAUAUUCGGAGUGGUGUAUUUUCUAUUUGGUUACCGAUGCUUUAAAGCUAUCAUGUUCCUAACUGGAUGCAUUUUCAGUACUACUGUCGUUUACUACGUUUGUACUCAGGAUGCAGUCUUACCACAGUAUGCCAUCGUUGGUGUUUCAUUAUGUGCGGGUAUCCUAUUCGGAUUGAUAACGAUGCUGGUACAAUAUGUGGGCCUGUUUAUGACCGGAUUCCAUACAGGAUUAUUGUUAUGUCUAGUCUCGAUAGCGAUGGCCGAUGUGGCCGGAUACAGGAUAGCUACGUUGUGGACCAGUAGCAGCCUACUGAUGGGAUUCGGAGUUUUCUUCGCUUUAAUUACGUUAAAUUGGAAAAAAGGAAUGACCAUCGUCGGUUCGAGUCUAUUCGGAAGCGCCAUCAUAAUCGCAUCUUUGGAUUAUUUCGUCGAGAAAUUAGUCAUGGUGUUAUGGAUAUGGGAAAAAGCAUUGAAGCGACGGACUAUCGAACCAUGCUGGCUGAGCUGGGUCGUGCUGGCGUUAUGGCCAUUGGUCGCCAUGAUUGGUUUGGUAAUUCAAUGCGCGGUUACCGGAAAAGGUGUAUAUCACGAGAAAAAUUUAUCGUCGAAAAAAGCUCGAGCCAAUCAGGCGGCGGCGCAGGCUAGACCAAGGACCCGAGAUCAAAGGGCGGAAAUGAAACAGAAAAAGUAUCGGUAUCUGUAUCAAGUUCGAACUGCUCAUGGCGAUGUUAUCAGUCAAAGUUACGUCCAAGCACUUCAACGCAAAGUGAUCCCAGGAAUAAUGACGAAUAUCGGCGAAAGUUCGACACUUCAAUCAGACGCUACGCAUUUAACAACGUUGCCCGUAGAUCAACAAACGCAGCUGCCCUCCAGCGAAUGUAACACAGUCGAUAGCGGCGUAGGCGUCCAAUACGACGCAGCCUACUACAAUCUCAGCAGUCGCGAAUCUAUACCAUCGCAAAUACACGAGCAUUGUCGAUAAAUGCAUAUUCGAUCUGGAAAAGAAACCAGAACAUGUUAAUUUGUAUCAGAUUUUUUUUCGUUCAUUUUGACGACGCGAUGAGCCAAACUAAGAUUGUUAUGUACCUGGGGUAUUGAUUCGAAUUUCGUUUUAUUGCCAGCUCCCUCAUCCCUCCUGCUCCCUUAACUGGAUACUUUUCUCAACCCUCGAUACUUUUUUGUUGAGAGGUUUCGUUGCUCAUUUUGUUUCUGUAUAUAAUUAUUUAUUCAUUUUUUUUUUUACCUGAUAACUUUAACGAGGAGGUUGUAUUGGACUUUUUUUCUGCUACUUGUGUUAAGGAAGUAUAACUAGUGUUGUGAAUUAUUGUUGUGUGUGACAAUUAGCCCUUCUUUUUCGGUUGCCUUUUUAAAUCGCCAAAUGGCAAAAAUAGGUUUUCAUUCCCCACUCCCAUUUAUGUAUUUACCUGUCUGAGUAUCAUUAUUUGAAAAAAAAAUGAUGAAAAAAAUUUGCGUUUUUUGCUAGAAAAUUGGAAAAUAUUUACGAAUAUGUUUUAAUUGAUUUUUUACCCUCCUAAUUUUUUUUUUGUAAUUUAAAAAUUUUGCCCAUUUUUACGACGCUAUUUUGGCUAAAAAUAUUUCGAUUUUUUGUACUUUUUUAACGUAUUUUCAAUGUUGUUAGAAUGUUUUCUUAAUUCUUACUCGAUAAGUUGGUUGUAUAUUUUUUCUGUGAAAAUUUCCCUCCCGAUCUCUCCCUCACCUCUGAUCAUUCCGAUUGUAUUUCGUGAUGAGAAAAAAAGCUUCGUCGAGCUCUCAUCUGAUCUGAUCUAUCACUUGAACCUCUGCCCCCAAAAAUUGACGAAUUACGUUGUAAAUUUUAUGGUUGUGAAUUGCCAUUCUUUUUAUGGGUUGUAAAAUUCCACGUUAAUUAAAAAUAAAUAGGAGAGUGUCAUUUUACCAGACGAUAAGCGAUCUACCCCCUUUUCUGAAAGGAACCCUACUUUUUUCAUCAAAUUUGUUUUUUUUUGCGAUGUUGAUAUUUUUAUGUGUGUGAGUGAAUUUAUAAAUAUGUUGAUUAAAUUAAUGGUUAGAGGAAGAAGACGAUGAUAAGAGUACCACUUAUUUUACGGUUGUUGCGUUUGAGUAGUUGAGUUGGUUUUUUAAAAAUUGAAAAAAAAAAUGUAAAUCUAGUCUUUUUUAUUAUUAAGAUAUGUCGCGUGUGUUUUUUUUUUCGUCAUUCGUGUGUGCCCCAAACCCCCUCCUUUUUGAUUUACGAAUUCCCUUCGUUAUACGAUAUUUUAUUCAAUGGGUUGUAUUUUUUUUUUUUUUUAAUCUAAAUCGACGGUUAAUUUGAAUGAUAUUGUACUAGCUAUGUUGAUGAUGUGGGUUGUAAUUUAUCGUGUUGCGUAUUAACGGAUUCGACGACGCAGGAAGGAAGUGAGAAAAAAAACAAUCACGCUCGCUGAAUGAUAUCAAAGGGAAAAUUUUCAUCCGAUCGAUUUAUCUCGUAAAUAUUUUAUGUUUAUCUGCAGCAUAUGCAGAUUACGUAUGCUCUAAUUGACAUCGUUGUGUUGCCAAUGUGAAGCUGCGGCUGUGUCAACGACGACUGGGAACUUUUUUUUUUAGAAAUUUAAAUGCUAGAUUAGAUACAUAUUGUAUUUGAUGAUUGUCUUCGAAUAUAAAUUGUAUUUUUUAAGCAUAUAUGAAAUUCAUAGGGCCAUAAUAGCGACGCGGUGUAUUGUACUAUGAUUUGUGUUCGCUGUGAUAUGUACUUCGAUGUGAAGACAGCUAAAAUAUUACUUGUGGUAUGUUGACUAAGCCUAACAAUAAGGUGACGCUGAAGCAGAGGUGUAAAGAAAAGGCAUCGGUGCUGAGAGAAUUAAUUCAGAUGUAAUUAGGAUCACCUUGGUACUCGUAUUCUAUGUAAAUUUGGAGAAAAAAUCGGAUUUUUUCGAUUUUUAAUUUCAUUUGUUCUCUCAUUUGCCAUUUUUUACACCUCUGCGAAUGAAUGUUAAAUGAGAAAAACACACAAAAGAGCAAAUCAAUAUCACGGAUGAGAUAAAUGUAUCGAAAUGAGCGUUUUUAUAUUCCUAUCAUUUCGUUCGAAAAAAAAAGGAAUUGAAUUUUAAUCAUAAUCACGGGGUUGUAAAUGCGUAAAUGUUUUAUUAUUGCAUAACGAUGUUAUUUCACAGAACUGAAAUUUAAUGAAUAAGAAAUUAAGAUUUAUAUUUUAGUAAUUUUUUUUUCUUUUAUAGUUACGAUUAAUUUUUUGAUCUCCCAGUUUACGCGAAAAAAGUACCAAAUUGGAAUUUCCAACGUUAUGUGGUUCUUUAUAAAUGUAUUUACGAUUACUGAUUUUUUUAUUAUUAUUUUUUUUUUGUUUUUCUUUUUUUUUAACAUCUUAUAUUUUGAGGAUAAUUUACGUUUUUACGCGAUAAAUAACCCAUCACCGUUAAGAUCUAAAUGUUAAGUUGUUGUAGCUUUUAAAGUUUUGAUUUUUUUUUCUCGGCGUGUGCUUCAACGUUAUACAUUUGUAUACUACAAAAUAAAAAAUGUUUUGUGUA